Messenger RNA from Prorocentrum cordatum, 792 nucleotides. The record is from the annotation of a GenBank genome assembly. NCBI's taxonomy places the organism in Eukaryota, Dinophyceae, Prorocentrales, Prorocentraceae.
GGAGAUGACAACUUCGAGAACUGCAUCGGGACCGAGGUUGUGGAGCUGCGUAGGUACGUCGACGACACCAAACGAAGCCUCCUCGAGGCGAUCGCAGGCAUCCAAUCCAGCGUCGCCGCCCUGGCCAACACGGUGAAUACCUCAUGUUCUACGCUCUCACGACAGGUCGAGUCCCGUCUUGCCAGUGCGGAGGACAAACAAAAGAAGACGGACACCAGGGUCGAUCAGAUGGAGCGGAAGAUCCAUGAGCUGCAGGCCAUAUUGGGAGUCAUGCAGACCAAGACGAACACGCCCAAGCAGAACAUCCUUCCCGCGCUGCGGAACUGGUUGCUCAGGGCCUCGCUUUCCCCCGACGACAUCCAGCUCGAAACCGAACCCGUUGCACGUCGCUUCCAGAUCCGAGUCAAGGGCUCCGCCCAAUAUGCCGCUCGGAAGGUCGCCAUGGCUCUCUCGGCCUUGCGCACUGGGCCGCAGUCGUGGGAACGGUUCCACACCAACGACAUCGACGGAGUGCCUGUGGAUAUCCACGUUUCGGCCGACAAGUCCGCAUGCCAGGUCAAGAAGGAGUUGCUACUCAGACAGAUUCGCCGAGAAGUUGAGCAUAUCCAUGGCGAGCAUAGGGUCUUCGCGAACAAGGAGAGAGGUGAGCUGUCCGCGCAGUGGAAGCCGAUCCGAGUGGAGCCCGUCCAGAACGAUAGGCUCAAGAUCGAGUGGGCGAUGGAUCACGUCACGUCGCUCGGUAUCGACCGCCAGAGGAUCGAGGCCGCAAUCGAGCCCUUCCUGCAGGGCCCA